AUGGUUCGAAGUCUCCUGUUGUUGACAGUUCUGAGCCUCACGGCAGGACUGUCGGUGGCGAGGAGGUGUCAGAACAUCACGAUACCCAUUUCAAUCUCAUCUCGCAACGGUAUCUUUAGUCUUGCCACUCCGGCCAAUGACGUAGACGUCACCGACUUUGUGUUGAACAACUAUCGAGCCGGUGUUAACUACACGGACGAUGUGCUACAAGGCUACAAAACGAUCGAAGCCAACUACAAUCUUGCAGCAACAUACUGUACUCCAGAAUCUGGACACGGCAAAUCGCUUCAAGUGCUGACGCAUGGCGUUGGUAUUAAUCGCCAUUACUGGGACUUCUCGUACAACAAUUACAACUACAGCUAUGUCGACCGUGCCCUUGCGCAGGGCUAUUCGACUCUUAUAUAUGACCGUCUUGGCAUCGGCGAAUCGUCCCGCGGUGACCCCAUUCAGGAGCUUCAGGCCUCGCUCGAGGUCUCGGCUCUGCAUCAGUUGACCAAACUGCUUCGCCAGUCCAAGGUGCCCGGGAUAAAGACUAAAUUCGACAAAAUCUUUCAUGUUGGCCAUAGUUUCGGCUCCAUAUUAACGUAUGGUCUCACAACAAAGUACCCCGAGGAUUCGGAUGGGAUUGUCCUCACAGGGUUCAGCAUCGAUGAAACCUUCUUCGCGUGGUUCGGCUACGCUUCCAAUUGGGUCGUGGCAAACACCAAUCCGGCCUUUAAGCAGUUUCCUAAUGGCUACGUUGCUCUGGGGACUGCUCAAGCCUUUCAGGCAGUGGCAUUUGCCCCAUCCAACUUCGACCUCGCCCUUCCGGCUGCAGCAAACUCGAUCGCGCAGCCUAUUCCUAUUGGUGAAAUUCUCACCAUAGGUAGCCCACAAGAAGUCUCGAAUCCUUUCAAGGGCCCGGUUCUUGUUGUAGAUGGGGAUCGAGACCUGAUAUUUUGUGGAGGGAAUUGUUCGUCUUCUACGCCAUCGGCCGCAGAGCUAGUCCGGCCAAAAUUCACCAAAGUAACCGACUUUGAGGCUGUGAUUGUUCCUCAGACAGGGCAUCUGCUAAACUUUUUAGCGCAGCUUAUUGCAACAGGCUGA
Molecule: messenger RNA, 1086 nt
Organism: Metarhizium robertsii ARSEF 23
Lineage: Eukaryota; Fungi; Ascomycota; Sordariomycetes; Hypocreales; Clavicipitaceae
Product: catalytic protein
Exons: 4
Coding region: 1-1086 (361 amino acids)
Source: RefSeq, a predicted model, not a curated record